Asterias rubens (European starfish) is the source of this 2089-nucleotide messenger RNA. RefSeq names its product cationic amino acid transporter 4-like. Bases 88 to 2007 code for a protein of 639 amino acids. The transcript is spliced from 4 exons. Gene Ontology annotation, molecular function: amino acid transmembrane transporter activity. Lineage: Eukaryota; Metazoa; Echinodermata; Asteroidea; Forcipulatida; Asteriidae. Gene Ontology annotation, biological process: amino acid transport; transmembrane transport. Gene Ontology annotation, cellular component: plasma membrane. The record is from RefSeq and is a predicted model, not a curated record.
UGGGCUCGCUAGUAGGAACUUUAGUUUGCCGUUUGGGAUUUGCGAUCAUCUACAUCCAAAAACCUUCCUUGACCUACAUGAGUAAAGAUGGCGUUGGGGGAUGUUGUCAACUCUUUAAGUCUCACUAAGACAAGUGACGUCACAUCAGCCAAGUCUCAGUUUCUAAGAUGUUUAACAACUAAAGAUUUAACCAUCAUUGGUAUUGGUUCAAUGAUGGGAACUGGGUUGUAUGUCUUAACUGGUGUCGUUGCCAAAGAAACAGCCGGUCCCGCAGUUAUCAUAUCUUACCUCAUUGCUGCAGUGGUGUCCAUGAUGGCUGCAAUGUGUUAUGCAGAGUUUGGUUCACGGGUACCAAUCACAGGGUCUGCAUAUACGUACACCUACAUCACCAUAGGUGAACUUUGGGCUUUCUUGAUUGGUUGGAAUCUUAUUCUUGAGUAUGUAGUGGGCGGAGCCGCAGUUGCGCGGUCUUGGAGUGGAUAUUUUGAUGAGUUAGUUGGGUAUAAGUUGAGUAACUUCACCAAGAAUGUCAUUUUUGGCGGUAACCCCUUAGAAGUACCGUAUUUAGCUGAGUUUCCGGACUUUUUCUCGGGUCUUCUUGUUGUAUUGGUCUUGAUCCCAGUGGCACUGGGUGCCAAUGUAUCAGUAAAAAGCAUCAACGUCAUGGCAGUUAUUAACGUAGGGGUGGUUGUUUUUGUCUUCGUUGCAGGAUUAAUCAUUGGAGAUUUUGACAACUGGAAUAAUUUCUUUCCUUUUGGAUUUUCCGGUGCAGUUGCGGGCGCUUCUAGUUGUUUCUUUGCCUUUUCUGGUUUUGAUGUGAUAUCUUUGUCGAGUGAGGAGGCCUUAGAUCCUGCGAGGAGUAUACCAAGGGCUACUGGGUUAUCAGUAAUAAUAGCGGGUCUAUGUUACGUUGCUGUAUCUGUGUCUCUCACAAUCAUGGUGCCUUAUAAUGAAAUAUCGGACAACUCGUCCUUCGCUCAUGCAUUCGCCACACACGGUUUGCUAUGGGCAAAGUAUAUCGUUGGGUUAGGCGCACUAUGCGGCAUGUUAACAUCUCUACUUGGUAGUCUGUUUUCCAUUCCUCGCUCUGUUUACGCCAUGGCAAAUGACGGCCUGCUGUUUGCUUCCUUAGCUAAAGUGUCUAAACGAACCCAAGUCCCAGUUGUGGCAACAUUUAUAUUUGGUGCAAUUUGUGCUGUUAUGGCUUCCAUUUUUGAUUUGAGUUCACUUGUGGAAUUUAUGUCUAUUGGUGUUUUAAUGGCUUAUAGUAUAGUCUGUGGUGCUGUUAUAGUCCUCCGAUAUCGACCUGAUAUGGAGUUCAGCCACUUCGGUGUAGAAUCUAUAUUGGAUGAUACAGACGAAGAAGAGGAGGAACUAAUGUCUGGUGACGUCACGAACCGAGAUCAUGAAGACCAAGUGUUUAUAAAUAGAGACGGUCGCCUGAAGCAACAGUUUGAAUUUCUGACGUUUCUGGAUAGCAGCCAUCCUGGUAGAGUGGUCUCUGUGUGUCUGCUUCUGACGAUCAUUUUCCAAACUGCUGCCGUCGUGGUUGCCAUGGCAACACAAGACAACAUCAAGAAGGGAGAAUGGUGGGCUGUAACUAUGGUGACUGUCUUAGCCAUCGUGGCAGUUGUUGUAUUUCUACCUAUACCGCUGCACAAUCAAGCAAGGUAUGACGGCAGGACGUACAGGGUGCCGUUCGUACCGUACCUGCCGAUAAUGAGUAUACUGUGUGACGUCAUAUUAAUGGUCAUGCUGCAACCAAUCACUUGGGUACGAUUCGCAAUUUGGGUUGGAAUAGGCAUGUUGUUGUAUGUAUUCUACGGCUAUCAUCACAGCGUCGAGCGCUUGAAGAGAAGGACAUCUAAGACAAAAGACGAAUACCAAGUCUUAGCUGCUGGUAAUGAUGUGACGGCAUCACUGCCUUUAAAUUAUGAGUCCAUUGUGCACGAGCAGCAACCUAAAUCCAGUACAAAUUCAUCAAAGACUGAGACAUUGGUGGACUAGUUGUCAAAGGCACACUACAUGUAUUUGGAAUUACUCAAAAUAAUUCUAUUUUAGCAUAAAAACUUACUUGGUAACGAGCAAU